Messenger RNA from Cercocebus atys (sooty mangabey), 25448 nucleotides. RefSeq names its product glutamate receptor, ionotropic, N-methyl D-aspartate 2B (gene GRIN2B). Gene Ontology annotation, biological process: synaptic transmission, glutamatergic; long-term synaptic potentiation; monoatomic ion transport. The transcript has 14 exons. Gene Ontology annotation, cellular component: NMDA selective glutamate receptor complex; postsynaptic membrane; postsynaptic density membrane. Bases 2559 to 7178 code for a protein of 1539 amino acids. NCBI's taxonomy places the organism in Eukaryota, Metazoa, Chordata, Mammalia, Primates, Cercopithecidae. The record is from RefSeq and is a predicted model, not a curated record. Gene Ontology annotation, molecular function: NMDA glutamate receptor activity; transmitter-gated monoatomic ion channel activity involved in regulation of postsynaptic membrane potential.
UCACUUAUUUUCCAUCUUCAGUACAUCUUAUUUCUUCUUGUAGAUCUGGGUUUUCAUCUUGUAUUAUUUCCCUUCAGCCUGAAGGCCAUUCUGUCACCUAGCUUUUGUUUAUCUUAAAAUGCUUUUACUUCUCUCAUUCUUGGAGAAUAGAAUUCUGGGUUGACAGGUUUUUCCUCUUUUUUGUUUUUGGCACUUUAGAGAUAUUGUUCCAUUGUCUUCUGGUCAGCAGUCAUUUUUAUCCUUGUUUCCCUGUACUUCAUUUAUUUUUCUUUCUUACUGGCUACUUUCAAGAUCCUCUCUUUAGCCAGGUCUUCAGAAGUUUAUGAUGUAAUUAGGUUUGAUUCCCUUUAUUUAUCCUUCUUGGGUUUGCUGAGCUUCUUGGACCUAUAAGUCAGUGAAAAUCGAAUUGGCAUUCGGGAAAUUUUUGGCUGCUAUUUCUUCACAUGCUUUUUUCUGCUUCAAUCUCAUUAAAAAAUCUUUUGGGACUCCUCCAAUUAUAUAUAAAUGUGUAUAUAUAUAUAUAUGUUAGAUUAUUUAAUAUUGUGUCAAAUAUUAACAUGCAGCAUUUUCAUUUUUCUUCAAUGUUUUUCCCCCCUUUUUCUAUUUCUGUGCUGUGUUUGAACUCUAGCUCUUUACUGCAGUCAGGAAAUUGUCUCUAGGCAGAGAGCCAAGGUGAAAAAAAUAAAAGAAUAAGAACAAAUCAAUGAUAUUAUUAAUCUGUCUUCAAGCUCACCAACUCUCUGCCAUUUCCAAUUUGCUGUUAAGCCCAUACAAUGAUUUUUUUUUCAUUUCAGUUAGUGUACUUUCUAGUUAUAGAACUUUUAUUUACAUCUUUUUUUUUGUAAUUUUCUGCUUUUCUACUGAGAUUUUCUAUCUGUUCACACAUUAGGGCCAUAUUUACUUUUAAUUAUUUGAGCAUAUUUUCUGUAGUUUUUAAGACAUAUUUAUAAUAGCUGCCUUAAAGUUUCACAUGCCAAGUCCAAAAUCUGUGUCACAUUUUCCAUUUUCUUUGUAUGUAUAAGUGGUUUUUAAAUUAAAUACUGGGCAUUUUGGAUAAUAUGCUUUAGAGACACUGGAUUCUGUUGUUUCCCUUAGAAAAGUAUGAAUUCUUGCAGCUAAAAUACUGGCUGAUCACCUUGAACUUUUGCAGGCUUGAUUUUAUGCUUUGUUAUUUCUGUGGAAAACUCAUGGCAUUUUCCAAGUCCUUCUAAAUUGGUCAGACUCAAUCUUUAAGCUGUUUCCUUGAGGAUUUUGUUGUAGUUUGAAUGUAGUCUUUAUUAGGGUGAGACUACAGUAGGUCUUAUUUUGGGGUACAGAUCUUACUCCUACAGAGUGGCAUUUCUGGAAUCUCAGACUGAUGCCGCAGAUGUUAUAACAUUUAAAGAAGGCUGUUCUACCCUGGCAGGGCUGGAACUCCAACAAGUUCCAGCACUUUCCUUUCCCCACCAGUGCUCAACCUACUAACUGUGUUUUACCUUUAACACUGUAAUGGGUGCUGUCUAGAAAAGCUUGGAAGUCUUUCCUUGAGCAUGUAUAACUCAGCCCUCAGCCAUGAAUUCACAGAUUACCUCGUCUUGGACUUACGGGGCCCUCUUUGCACAGGUGUCUCUGAUAAUCCACCCCGCAGAUUCUAGCCUCUUUAGCUGCCACAAGCUAUGACCACUGCUUCCUCAGCACAGUGCGGCCACUGUGUUAUGCUUGGACUCCAGCUCUCUGUCCGGGAAUUGUCUCUAGGCCAAAGAACCAGGAUGAUUAUGGGCUCAUCUCAUAAAGUUUUCAUUUUCUGAGGAAUCAAAGUCUUAUGCCGCUUAUUGUCCACUGCCUGGAAAUAGUUGCCUCACAUCUUUUGUCCAGCUUUAUGGUUGUUUCCAGUAGGAAACUGGCCUGAAAUCAGGGAUUUUAUCAUGGCAAAAAGCAGAAACCUUCCACUUAUCUUUGUCUUUAAUAAUAGCUAGCAUUCAUUGAAUAUUUACUUCCUGCAGGAUACUCUUCUAUUUACUUUAUAUGUAUGAUUUAGUUUAAUUCCCACAAUAAUGCCAUGAAAUAAGUACUAUUUUUUUUUUAAUCACAGUUUUAUAAGCGAGGAAACAGAUGCGUAAGGGGCUAUGUAACUCAUGGCAGGAAACUCAACUAGUAAGUAUCAGAGUCUGAAUUCAAACCCAGGCAGUUUGAAUCAAGUUAAUGCUGUUAAAUCAUAUAUUGUCUGACUUGACAAUAGCCAGUGCUCUGGGAAUAUCAUUCAGUGUCAUUGUUACCAUGGAGAAAAUGCUUUUCUCCUCUAAGGAUACGAUGAAGUGCUUCAUAAAUGCACAUAUGAUUAUUGGCAUGGGAAUCCCAAUAGAGGGUGCAGUCAUGUUAUGUUCUGAGGUUGGUGUGAAGUUAAGUAGUUUAUUGAGUCCUGUUUUAGCAUAGCAGUUACUAACUAUGGCUUAUAGUCAAGAUUUGUAUGAUACAGAAGGCUUACAAUUUUUUACUGGUCACAUAUGCUAGCCUUUUGAAUAGCUAUGACAGGGUCAAACUUACUCAACUAUGGCUCUUUAAAACCCUAAGUUAAUCUUAUGUUUCCAUAUACUUUUCUCAUCUAUGGACCAAUUGUUCCUUCUAUCUCUCUAUCUUACAGCCCCAGGAGUUCCUGGCUGUCUAUUCUCAGAAAACUUGGGUCUUCUUUUAGAGGGAAAAUGGAAACAAGCAUCUCAUCCAUUCAGGGAGUCGACGAGUUGAAGAUGAAGCCCAGAGCGGAGUGCUGUUCUCCCAAGUUCUGGUUGGUGUUGGCUGUCCUGGCCGUGUCAGGCAGCAGAGCUCGUUCUCAGAAGAGCCCCCCCAGCAUUGGCAUUGCUGUCAUCCUCGUGGGCACUUCCGACGAGGUGGCCAUCAAGGAUGCCCACGAGAAAGAUGAUUUCCACCAUCUCUCCGUGGUGCCUCGGGUGGAACUGGUAGCCAUGAAUGAGACCGACCCAAAGAGCAUCAUCACCCGCAUCUGUGAUCUCAUGUCUGACCGGAAGAUCCAGGGGGUGGUGUUUGCUGAUGACACAGACCAGGAAGCCAUCGCCCAGAUCCUCGAUUUCAUUUCUGCACAGACUCUCACCCCUAUCCUGGGCAUCCACGGGGGCUCCUCUAUGAUAAUGGCAGAUAAGGAUGAAUCCUCCAUGUUCUUCCAGUUUGGCCCAUCCAUUGAACAGCAAGCUUCCGUAAUGCUCAACAUCAUGGAAGAAUAUGACUGGUACAUCUUUUCUAUCGUCACCACCUAUUUCCCUGGCUACCAGGACUUUGUAAACAAGAUCCGCAGCACCAUUGAGAAUAGCUUUGUGGGCUGGGAGCUAGAGGAAGUCCUCCUACUGGACAUGUCCCUGGACGAUGGAGAUUCUAAGAUCCAGAAUCAGCUCAAGAAACUUCAAAGCCCCAUCAUUCUUCUUUACUGUACCAAGGAAGAAGCCACCUACAUCUUUGAAGUGGCCAACUCAGUAGGGCUGACUGGCUACGGCUACACGUGGAUCGUGCCCAGUCUGGUGGCAGGGGAUACAGACACAGUGCCUGCGGAGUUCCCCACUGGGCUCAUCUCUGUAUCAUAUGAUGAAUGGGACUACGGCCUCCCUGCCAGAGUGAGAGAUGGAAUUGCCAUAAUCACCACUGCUGCUUCUGACAUGCUGUCCGAACACAGCUUCAUCCCUGAGCCCAAAAGCAGUUGUUACAAUACCCAUGAGAAGAGAAUCUACCAGUCCAAUAUGCUAAAUAGGUAUCUGAUCAACGUCACUUUUGAGGGGAGGAAUCUGUCCUUCAGUGAAGAUGGUUACCAGAUGCACCCAAAACUGGUGAUAAUUCUUCUGAACAAGGAGAGGAAGUGGGAAAGGGUGGGGAAGUGGAAAGACAAGUCCCUGCAGAUGAAGUACUAUGUGUGGCCCCGAAUGUGUCCAGAGACUGAAGAGCAGGAAGAUGACCAUCUGAGCAUUGUGACCCUGGAGGAGGCACCAUUUGUCAUUGUGGAAAGUGUGGACCCUCUGAGUGGAACCUGCAUGAGGAACACAGUCCCCUGCCAAAAACGCAUAAUCACUGAGAAUAAAACAGAUGAGGAGCCGGGUUACAUCAAAAAAUGCUGCAAGGGGUUCUGUAUCGACAUCCUUAAGAAAAUUUCUAAAUCUGUGAAGUUCACCUAUGACCUUUACCUGGUUACCAAUGGCAAGCAUGGGAAGAAAAUCAAUGGAACCUGGAAUGGUAUGAUUGGAGAGGUGGUCAUGAAGAGGGCCUACAUGGCGGUGGGCUCACUCACCAUCAAUGAGGAACGAUCGGAGGUGGUCGACUUCUCUGUGCCCUUCAUAGAGACAGGCAUCAGUGUCAUGGUGUCACGCAGCAAUGGGACUGUCUCACCUUCUGCCUUCUUAGAGCCAUUCAGUGCUGACGUAUGGGUGAUGAUGUUUGUGAUGCUGCUCAUCGUCUCAGCCGUGGCUGUCUUUGUCUUUGAGUACUUCAGCCCUGUGGGUUAUAACAGGUGCCUCGCUGAUGGCAGAGAGCCUGGUGGCCCCUCUUUCACCAUCGGCAAAGCUAUUUGGUUGCUCUGGGGUCUGGUGUUUAACAACUCCGUACCUGUGCAGAACCCAAAGGGGACCACCUCCAAGAUCAUGGUGUCAGUGUGGGCCUUCUUUGCUGUCAUCUUCCUGGCCAGCUACACUGCCAACUUAGCUGCCUUCAUGAUCCAAGAGGAAUAUGUGGACCAGGUUUCUGGCCUGAGCGACAAAAAGUUCCAGAGACCUAAUGACUUCUCACCCCCUUUCCGCUUUGGGACCGUGCCCAACGGCAGCACAGAGAGAAAUAUUCGCAAUAACUAUGCAGAAAUGCAUGCCUACAUGGGAAAGUUCAACCAGAGGGGUGUAGAUGAUGCAUUGCUCUCCCUGAAAACAGGGAAACUGGAUGCCUUCAUCUAUGAUGCAGCAGUGCUGAACUAUAUGGCAGGCAGAGAUGAAGGCUGCAAGCUGGUGACCAUUGGCAGUGGGAAGGUCUUUGCUUCCACUGGCUAUGGCAUUGCCAUCCAAAAAGAUUCUGGGUGGAAGCGCCAGGUGGACCUUGCUAUCCUGCAGCUCUUUGGAGAUGGGGAGAUGGAAGAACUGGAAGCUCUCUGGCUCACUGGCAUUUGUCACAAUGAGAAGAAUGAGGUCAUGAGCAGCCAGCUGGACAUUGACAACAUGGCAGGGGUCUUCUACAUGUUGGGGGCGGCCAUGGCUCUCAGCCUCAUCACCUUCAUCUGCGAACACCUUUUCUAUUGGCAGUUCCGACAUUGCUUUAUGGGUGUCUGUUCUGGCAAGCCUGGCAUGGUCUUCUCCAUCAGCAGAGGCAUCUACAGCUGCAUCCAUGGGGUGGCGAUCGAGGAGCGCCAAUCCGUAAUGAAUUCCCCCACCGCAACCAUGAACAACACACACUCCAACAUCCUGCGCCUGCUGCGCACAGCCAAGAACAUGGCUAACCUGUCUGGUGUGAACGGCUCCCCGCAGAGCGCCCUGGACUUCAUCCGACGGGAGUCAUCUGUCUAUGACAUCUCAGAGCAUCGCCGCAGCUUCACACAUUCUGACUGCAAAUCCUACAACAACCCGCCCUGUGAGGAGAACCUCUUCAGUGACUACAUCAGUGAGGUGGAGAGAACGUUCGGGAACCUGCAGCUGAAGGACAGCAACGUGUACCAAGAUCACUACCACCAUCACCACCGGCCCCAUAGCAUCGGCAGUGCCAGCUCCAUCGAUGGCCUCUACGACUGUGACAACCCACCCUUCACCACCCAGUCCAGGUCCAUCAGCAAGAAGCCCCUGGACAUCGGCCUCCCCUCCUCCAAGCACAGCCAGCUCAGUGACCUGUACGGCAAAUUCUCCUUCAAGAGCGACCGCUACAGUGGCCACGAUGACUUGAUCCGCUCCGAUGUCUCUGACAUCUCAACCCACACCGUCACCUACGGGAACAUCGAGGGCAAUGCCGCCAAGAGGCGUAAGCAGCAAUAUAAGGACAGCCUGAAGAAGCGGCCCGCCUCGGCCAAGUCCCGCAGGGAGUUUGACGAGAUCGAGCUGGCCUACCGUCGCCGACCGCCCCGCUCCCCUGACCACAAGCGCUACUUCAGGGACAAGGAAGGGCUACGGGACUUCUACCUGGACCAGUUCCGAACAAAGGAGAACUCACCCCACUGGGAGCACGUGGACCUGACCGACAUCUACAAGGAGCGGAGUGACGACUUUAAGCGCGACUCGGUCAGCGGAGGAGGGCCCUGUACCAACAGGUCCCACAUCAAGCACGGGGCAGGUGACAAACACGGCGUGGUCAGUGGGGUACCUGCACCGUGGGAGAAGAACCUGACCAACGUGGAGUGGGAGGACCGGUCCGGGGGCAACUUCUGCCGCAGCUGUCCCUCCAAGCUGCACAACUACUCCACGACGGUGACGGGUCAGAACUCGGGCAGGCAGGCGUGCAUCCGGUGCGAGGCUUGCAAGAAAGCAGGCAACCUGUAUGACAUCAGCGAGGACAACUCCCUGCAGGAACUGGACCAGCCGGCUGCCCCGGUGGCGGUGACGUCAAACGCCUCCACCACUAAGUAUCCUCAGAGCCCGACUAAUUCCAAGGCCCAGAAGAAGACCCGGAACAAACUGCGCCGGCAACACUCCUACGACACCUUCGUGGACCUGCAGAAGGAAGAAGCCGCCCUGGCCCCGCGCAGCGUAAGCCUGAAAGACAAGGGCCGAUUCAUGGAUGGGAGCCCCUACGCCCACAUGUUUGAGAUGUCAGCUGGCGAGAGCACCUUUGCCAACAACAAGUCCUCAGUGCCCACUGCCGGACAUCACCACCACAACAACCCCGGCGGCGGCUACAUGCUCAGCAAGUCGCUCUACCCUGACCGGGUCACGCAAAACCCUUUCAUCCCCACUUUUGGGGACGACCAGUGCUUGCUCCAUGGCAGCAAAUCCUACUUCUUCAGGCAGCCCACGGUGGCGGGGGCGUCGAAAGCCAGGCCGGACUUCCGGGCCCUUGUCACCAACAAGCCGGUGGUCUCGGCCCUUCAUGGGGCCGUGCCAGCCCGUUUCCAGAAGGACAUCUGUAUAGGGAACCAGUCCAACCCCUGUGUGCCUAACAACAAAAACCCCAGGGCUUUCAAUGGCUCCAGCAAUGGGCAUGUUUAUGAGAAACUUUCUAGUAUUGAGUCUGAUGUCUGAGUGAGGGAACAGAGAGGUUAAGGUGGGUACGGGAGGGUAAGGCUGUGGGUCGUGUGAUGCGCAUGUCACGGAGGGUGACGGGGGUGAACUUGGUUCCCAUUUGCUCCUUUCUUGUUGUUUUAAUUUAUUUAUGGGAUCCUGGAGUUCUGGUUCCUACUGAGGGCAACCCCGGUGACCAGCACCAUCUCCCCUCCUUUUCACAGUUCUCUCCUUCUUUCACCCCUAUCAGCCAUUCCUGUUCCCAUGAGAUGAUGCCAUGGGCCCUCUCAGCAGGGGAGGGUAGAGCGGAGAAAGGAAGGGCUGCAUGCGAGCUUCCUCCUGGUGUGGAAGAGCUCCUUGACAUCCUCUUUGAGUGAAGCCAGGAGAACCAAAAAGAGGCUAUGUGAGCACAAAGGUAGCUUUUCCCAAAACUGAUCUUUUCAUUUAGGUGAGAAAGCAAAAGCAUCUACGUGAGACCAUUUAGCACACUGCUUGUGAAAAGAAAGAGGCUCUGGCUAAAUUCAUGCUGCUUAGAUGACAUCUGUCUAGGAAUCGUGUGCCAAGCAGAGGUUGGGAGGCCAUGUGUGUUUAUAUAUAAGCCAAAAAAUGCUUGCUUCAACCCCAUGAGACUCCAUAGUGGUGGUGAACAGGAACAAAAGGUCAUUGGUGGCGGAGCGGAUUCUUGAACAAACUGGAAAGUACGUUAUGAUAGUGUCCCACAGUGCCUUGGAGGCAAGAGCAGGUGGAUUGUGCAUGCAUGUGUGUUCAUGCACACUUGCACCCACAUGUAGUUGGGUGCCUCAAGAGAAGGCAACCUUGACUCCUUCUGUUGUUUCUUUCAAUAUCCCCAAGCAGUGUGAUUGUUUGGCUUAUAUACAGACAGAGAUGGCCAUGUGUUACCUGAAUUUUGGCUGUGUCUCCCUUCAUCCUUCUUGAAUAAGGAGAAUGAAAAUUCUUGAUAAAGAAGAAUCCGUGGUCUAGACAAAAAUGAUGGUGAGCAAUCCUGCAAGAGCAAGGUACAAAAACAAGUCCUCAGUGGUUGGCAAUUUUUUUAACCAGUUUGAACCAAGAAUCUUCCAGGAAGGCUAAAGGGAAACAGAAUUUUCACAGCCACGAUUCUUUUGCCCACACUUGAGAGCAAAAGAUUCUACAAAGCUCUUUUGAGUAUUUAGAUUGUCGACUGGCCAAGGUUUGGGGAGGAGCAAAGCCACCUUUGAAGAAGUAAGGAGUCGUGUAUGGUAGGGUAAGUGAGAGAGGGGGAUGUUUCCAAUGCUUUGAUCCCUUCUUACUUAACCUGAAUCUAGAAGAGCAGGCUUCUUCCCCCAAAACUGAUUACAACUGCUGUGGAGCAGACAGUUAAGAGAAAUGAACUUGACAAUUAAGAGAAAUGAGCUGCACUCCAUGAGUGUAGCUCAGGAGGUACAAAGAGAGGGGAAGAGACUUGGCAAUGGGAGAGGGGGGCAGAGAGGGAUCCUCCACAACCUCUUUGGGCCUGGCUCCCUGGGAAUGUGACUUGAGCCCAGAGUGAACACUCUUGGUAGAAGCCCUUCCACCUUCCUGCAACACCUUGUUUCCCUCUCAGAUUGUACCAUUGAGGAAUUAAAAAAAAAAAGAUAUACAUGUAUAAAACUCCAGGGAUGAGGGUACCGGCAGACAUGAUGCUCCCUUCACUUAACAUUGGAAAAUUGAGAAGGGAAAUGAAUAUGUGUCACGGCCGGUCCUGAAACUUGGGGUAGGGCUAUUCUAUGGGUCAGUUCCACUGUCCUGCCAUCCUUCCCUACACAGGGUGGCAUCCAGAGAGCCCCGGGUCUGUGUGGAAGCUUCACUACAGGAUCGCCAUGUUGCACACAGGACACAUAAACCAGAAAGGUGCUCAUCCUCCUCUGGAAGGAAGCUGCCAUGUCUCUUCAAGUCACUCCCUCCAGGGCUGCUCUUCGCCCCUGUUCGCCCUUACUCGUGACCCUUCCUCAUCCCAUCCUUGACUGCUAUCCCCGACCCUCCUCCUUGAUUUUUACCUCAGUAUCUUUCAUUUUAAAGCCAACUGAAGGCCUUGUAAAGCUUUGUUUUCUUUCUAAAAUGAACAUGGGGGCAAGGGGCUGAACCUCUCACAGAUUUGGAGAGAGGGGCACGGAGUGCUUUACCUUAGAUAACAGGAAAGACUGAGAGAGGACAGAGGGCGUGAGGCACCUCCAGAAGGAAGAAGGUGAAGGGCCACGUAAACACCGCUUCGCCCUGACUCUGUCCAGGGGUCAGGGACUCAUCCCCUCAUCUUCCUCUUACCUCACCCCUUUCAAACAAAAAACCAAACCAACUAACCUAGCGAACAGCAAUCUAGAACCAAGGGAGCUCUUUCAGUCUCCGCUGGCAACAGAAAUCAAGAUGGUGUUUAUUUCAUAUGUAAAUAUUUUGUUUUCUAAUUAAUUUUGUAAAGUGUUCUCUUGUGAGUAUUCAGGGUGUUGGGCUGGAGGGAGUGGGGUGGGGAUGGGAAUGAGAGGGAAAAAGUGUUUUGUUAUGGGUUUUCAUUUUCCACUGGGGGAAUUGUUUUGUAUGGCUUUUGCUUCAGGGUGUCUGGAAAAAGUGAAUGCCCAUGGAGGCCACUAUGGUGAAAAAGCCAGGGGAAAGUAAUCUGUGUCCAUUCCCCCCGCCCCAGAAAACCAGUCUUCUUACUGGUUUGUGAGAAAUGUUCAUGCACUUUGGCCAGGGCUUUACAUAGGGUUCAGUUUGGCUCUACGCAAACCCCAGGUCUGACUCCUAUCCUUCUAGGUAAACCCUAGGUUACCGCAUAACAUGCAAAGACAGGCUGGUGGCACCAUAUUUCCUCUGUCAGUACCUAGGGUAGGAAAGAUUCCCAAAAGGGCUUAAACAGAAUUAAGGUCAAAUUAACUUCCCGUUCUUGGUGUGACUGAAAGGUUUCAGGAAGCUCAAUCCUGAGAAAUCUCCCAGUGGCCUCCUCUGAUGCUGAAACAAUCAUCUCAGUCAUCUGAGUCUUUUCUUCCUUAGGACCUGGGCGCUGACUCACUCCCUGCCCCACCUCCACCCUCAGAAAUCAGCCUGGCAAACACACCUGGAAAAAUCUCCACUAACUACUUUUUGAAGCAUGUGAUAUCUGGUUAUCACAUAACCAGAGAGGUAGUGCUGGAUAUGUGUCUUACAAAUUUGCAUGCUUUUCUAGAAAAGAUGAUGGGAUCCACUAAAAACUCAGUGGUGAGAUGAUUCCCUUAGCAAGAUUGCUAAAGUUAGGUUUAGAGGUGGGAGGAUGGGUAUGUGAGCAAUGGUGCCAAUAGUGGCCCUUUAUUUGCCUUGUCCUCAUUACUGCCAUCAGGAAGGUGCUACUGGCCUUGAGCCAGGUGUUCAUAAUCUGGCCUUUGGUUAACCAAUCGAACUUCUUUUCCUAGACUGUUGGUUUUGUGGAGGUUGGCAGCCUCUAUCACAGGUUAAAAUUUCUAAAUCCAUUUACCCAGUAUAUUCACUACAUUUUUUCCUAUCCUCCCAUCAUGAAAGCUGUUAGCUGGAUAAUUUUAUUUUUCUAAACUCCUUAUUUGGCCCCAAUUGGUCACUUUUCUUCAACUGGAUAUUUGUACUGGGACUAAGUUACUCAUGGUCUGCUCAAGAAAGCGUAAAGAAAGGAAGGCUGGGCAUUGUUAAAAUCUAGAUGUUACUUAAUUCCAGAAUAACAAGCAAGUAAAAUGCAUGAGAAAUAAUUCAGCUAUAAGCCCAAUCUAUAUCACAGAUGGGUAUGAAACAACACCCAAUCCAUCCAAAACUGUGAGAUUCCGCAGAUACCCUCAGGAGUACCUAAUAUUCCCAUGUUCUUCAGAAUCCAUGCUUUCUCUCUUUGUACCCUCUAUCAUUCCCUUCCAUUGCAGAAGUGGUUGGUGAGUGUGGUCCUGUAUGAACUCCUUUCAGUGGCAAUGCUUAAAUCUCAGCAUUUCCACUGACAAUAAUCUGACUCUUGAAUUUGCCUGAGUCGAGAAUGUGCACACCUUUCAAAGUGAUGCAUGUACAGUGGACUUUGUUAUUUCAAAAUCUGUCACUGUGUAUCCUCAACCAGAACUUGGGAAACAUCCUUCGUGUGUAUUCCCCUGCACUGGCCACAGCCAUGUUGUGAUUGAGGGGAAAAUCCCAAAUGAUUCCAUUAAAUGUUGCUGGUGUCAGUAGUGCCAAAAACGCAUGUAUGAUGUGAUACAGUAGGAGUCAUCUAUACAGUUAAGUGACUAUCACCCAUCCGGUCUUCCGUGGCCAUUGGGAGUUGCCCAAGGGAGAAUUCUCUGCAGAGUGCUGGUCACCUGCACAUGUCACUAAGAGCUAGGUUUCUUCGGUUCAUUUUUUUUUUUUCCGUUGUUUUUUAGUUAGUUCAAGAUUUAGAGACAGAAUAACCAGAUUGGUUGGGCAAUAAGCUUUUGGAAAAACUAUUCCAGAACUCACUUUAUUCUUUUAAUAAUCAUCUCUCUAAAAAGGCCCUGUCAUUGCUUGACACCCUGUGAAUGUCUGUUUUCGUAUGUUGGGAAUGAUUCAGAUGUGUGCAUAAAUGAUGUCACUGCAGUGAUGUUGAUGAAUGCAUUCAGCAUUUCCAGGGAUUGUGGCCAUUCCUUAUGUGCUCUCUGAGCCCAAAGCCAUAUAGGAAACAUAUGCUCAGUAGGCUGCUGCACACUACAGCAGAGCUUUUGCUUUCUUCACUUGGGUGUCAGAGAUUUUUCCUGUUUAAGGAGCUCUUCAUGGAGGAGAAGCAGCUGAAGGUGAAUAGUCACACCGGGAUGGGUCUGGCCUUAUGCAUGCUGUGUGGUCCAUGGUGUGUUGAAGGUCCUGAAAAGGUCUUUUUCAUUUCCCACCCCUCUCCAACUACUGCCUUCCCACACAGAUUUGUUGCUUUAGUGCUGAGCUGAGCUGCCUGUCAUUCAAAUGAAAGUAAUCCCAGGAAAGGUGACAUAUUAAGCCAUAUUAGGGAUUUAUACAUUUAAUCACCUAAUUUACAUUAGGAAUCUCACUCCUUUUCCUGGGAAUAAGUUAUGAUACAAGAGAAGAGGAAGGGAGUAGAGAGCACUGAGAGCAAUAGAGUAGGGAACAAGGAUACAGGUUCUAGAUGGCAAAGACAUUUAAACCAUAUUUUAUCCUCCACCUGCUUUUAUUUAAGGCUCAUGUGACACCUAAAUAGGACUCCUGGUUAGGAAUUAUUUUCAAUACACAAUCACAUGAGUGUAUAAUUUAUGAAUUUCUAAAUUCAGUAUCUUGUAGGGCAGGUUGAGAACUAUGAUUCUUUCUAUAGAAAAUGGAAAAGUGAUGCUUCUCCUCCAUUACAUGUUACUGAGUAGGCAGCUAGAAAAAUCAAAUUGAAUUUAUGAUACAAUAAAAGUUACUGUCAUUGUCUGGUCUCUGUCCCAGUUUAAAUAAUCUUCCAAUUAGCUGAGUUGGUCUAUAUCCUAUACUUUCCACCUCCAUGGGGGGUGCCCUGUUAUCUGGUAAAAGAGCCACUUAUGACCUCAGGUGCUACUUAACCUGGGGGACAACUGUUUCUUAGGCCUAUCAGAUGUUUGGGAUGACACUAAAAUGCAGAUUAGUCAGUCUGAGAAUGUCUAAUAUUGAUCUGGAUCUAGGAUUCUAUUCUAGUUUGGGGGGGUUCCAGUAUUAUAUAAAAUCAUAGGAUAUCUGAGAACAUCCCACCCUCAACUCAUUCCAACCAUAUUGAUUCAGUCACACAGGGGCCCUGUGAGUUAUAUGACUCAGAAGAGACAGCCUAUCUAUUCCCACGACAAAGGCCCCCACCCAGAACCUUAAAUUGAAAGCCAGUGCUGCUACUUUUAUGCCUUGGAGAGAUCUGUGAAGUUUAGGGCUUCUCAUUUACAAUAUUGAAGCAAGAAAAAAGAAUUUUGUUCAGAGUAAUGGGUUAGAAUAGCAGUACUGGGAAUAAGUGGGGAAAGUUAGAAAUCUUCCACAUUUCUCUCUGCGUCUCUCAGAGCUCCGCACAGUGAGUUUCUGGAGCUGCUUCAUGCUUUGAAUAUAAUUGCUGGGGUGAUUAUGUGGGUAAGGGCUCCUGAAAGAACUGAAGGUGAAAAGCAGAGUAGAUGAGUAGAAUUCCUCAGAGCCUUGGCACUCUGGUGUGUUGAGUCUGUGUUUUGGCAAAGGUAAGAGAACUCAAUGCAAGAAUAAAGGUACAAUUAAAAAGCACAACACUAAGCCCAAUUUAAACUGUUAUUUUAAAGAUUGGGUUUCCACACUUUAAACCUUAACUCCUUUAUCUGUAAUUAUUUUAGUGUUGUGAUUUAAGGGGUGGAGCAGGUUCUAGUACUAUGCAGGAGAAAAAAAUAAAAGUUCUCUGGUUAAAUAUGUGAGUUUAAUUAAACCAACGUCUAUUGUGCACGUACUAUGUCCCUAGGCUAGUUCUGUGAAUGAUAUAAAAGGUUUCAAAAUGGAGUAUAUUGUACUCACGUACAAUAUAUGAAUGCAUAAGUACAAAAUAUGUAAAUUUAUAAAUAGGUAUACAUACAUUUGUAUGAUUGUACAUGCAAGUUUAAUAUUUUCUAGUUUCAGGGUAGGAGUCAAAGAUAUCCAUUAUGUUAUCUGAAAAAACAUUGCAGAGAUUCAACUUCCCAUGUCAUGGCCAGGCCUGGACUUCUUUUGAAAUUAUUACACCUCCCAGAGCUAAAUUCUGGGGUUUCCUCUCUAACACAACCUUGCCUUUUCUAUAUCUUCCUUCCUUCAAGACCCCUCUGUGGUUCUGGUCCAUAAAUCCAUCUGGCCUUGUUGACUUCCCUCUUUGAUCUAACCCUGUAUUUAUCCACAUUAGCAAUAUUCUUACUGGCAAUUCCUUUUUCCUCUUGCCACCUCACUACACCAACCAUGCUCAGCUAACUGCACCCCAGCCCCUUGUCAUUCACUGCAUUUCCAGGAAGAGAAAGUCUUAAACCUAUGCUGAAGAGCACAAAAUCAAUCAAUUUAACCUCGCCUGAACCCUACUCACUUGGACAACUUUUUAAAUUCUCCAAUGUUGACUCAGUGUCACAUUCUGUUUGUUAAAUUUGUUUUAUUUUCCUUUCAUGCUCAUGUCCUGUCUUUCAACAGGCCAUCUUUCCUACUGUGUUCACAAGAAAAUCUGAUUAUUGAAUUCUCACAUAUGCUGUCCUCUCUGCCUUUAGAUUUCUCUUGUCUUUCACACAUCUUCCCCAUCCUUUCUCCCAACAGAGUGCUCCUCUUCCCUAUGCUCUGACCUCUUCUGAGGUGCUCUCCAGCCAACUGUACUUCUCUUUUGCAUCUUUAAUUCCUUCCACACAUCUACCUGCAACUAUCUCAAAAAAACCAAUCCUACAACUAUCUCUAAAGACAAAUCUUUCAAUCCAAUUUGACUCUUGAAUUUCUGUCCUAUCUGUGUUUAUCUUUUUACUUCCCAGCUUCUCAAAAGAGUAGUCUGUCUUUCUCCACUUCCUCACCUUAUGCUCAUGGCUUCAUCAAUGGGCUACAUCCUACCACUCUUUUGAAACUACUCUCAGGCAACAUUCCAAUGAAGUUCUUGCUACAAAAGUCAAUAGCCUUUCUUUACUUUCCCUGCUCAUCAGCCUCAUUGACAAUUACCAUUGGGAGGCAAUGCAUUCUGGUUUCAAUCUUAGUUUGCUGGUCCUGUUACCUCAUUGGUUCCUGCUCUUCCUCUUAUCUCCUGAGCAUUGACUUGCCAUGGUAUUUUGAGCUUGACCCUCCUCUCCUUAUUUUCAUGCUCUGUAGCAAUCUUUCUGACUUCAAUAACUCUUUGAAUGAAGAUGAAUCCCAAAUCUUCACUUUUAGCUCCUACCUUUUGCUUUUCCUUAAUACACAUAUUUCCAGUCACCUUCUGACUCAACUUCAUCUUGACUCAAAUAUCCAAGACCAUUGCUGCAAACCAACAUAAUCACCAAGUUCCUCCUUUAUGUUUAAUGGUAUCACCAUGUCUUCUGUCACCAAACUCAAGCUUCUCGGGCACUUUUGCCUCCUCUGUUUUCUUCAUCCUGCAUAUCUAAAAAUUUGAAAAGCCUACUAAUUCUUCCCCCUAAGGUUUCCAGUCUUCCCUUUUCAUUCAGACCCUUCCUUCUACUCUGGAUUAUUUCAGAAUCUUUUAGCGUUGUUCCAGUAUUUUAUAUUUGAAUCUACUCUUAUCAGUACUCAACUUCCUAAAUAUAAAUCAGAUGUCAUUCUUCAGAUCAAGAAACAACCUUCAGUGGGCUUCACUUGCCAUAGUCUGCCAGCAGUAACUUGUUACUUGACGGUGUGUGCCCCAUAAUCCAGACAAGCUGAAUCACAUUUGUUUCCACUUCCCCUACCAGCUUGUUUUACCCAUUUGUGUCUUCCCUUAAACUGCUCCCUUUGCCCAAAAUACUCUCCUUCCUAUCUCCCCUUUCACUCCCUUCCUGAAUAAUAUCCAUUCCCUCUAUAUAAGUCUUCAAAGAGCAGAACAACUUCAUGUUCCAUCCAGAAAAUAAUUUUAGACAUUUUAUGAAUGCUCAUAACACUUUCAUUGUAUCUCCCUAGUGACAGCUAUCAUGGGACAUCUUAUUUCAUAGGUAUUUGGUUAUACAUCUUAUCUCUCCUGCUACAGCAUAAGCUCCCUGUGUUCAGGGCCAUGUAUGUUUAAAUCUUUUCAUCUUCUGUAGCACUAAACAGAGUGCCUUGUAUAUGAAAGGCAUUAGUAAAUAUUUGAUAUUAUUAUGAAUUAUAAUUGAGGAGGAGUCACUAUUUUGUCCAUUUGUAUCUGCAGUAGCACCUAAGGAUAAAUCCCCCCAGUUUCUCUAUAUAUAUCUGCACACACAAUCACAUGUAUAUGCUACAUGUAUACAGAUUUCAAAUGAAAUCUGGAUUUUUCUAAGUGCUUUGUCCUUUGAAGUUGUUUUGGACUGUUUUAUGGUUAGGAAAGUGUACUUGGAACACUACAUGAUACUCAAGUAAGUGACAGAGGGAGAAACUAUGAAGGAUAUUGAUCAAAUUUUAGGUAUCAGCUUUUCAGAUGCUUUGGGUAGAGCUUGUAUCCAGACACUUAACUACCAAGACUGAGUCUCUGACAACCUGAUCCAUGCUGGGACUGAUCUGUGAUCCAAUAUUUAGCUUGUUUUUUUAACAUUGCAACAAAGAACCUUGUCACAGUUCUGGCUCACUAAUCACACAGCCUUGUAGACCCCAGGUGGUGGUCCAAUAGGACCAGUGUAUUUCACUACACGCUACUUCCACAUUUGUGGCCUUGGGUGAACUGUCCAUGCUGGUCACCACCUUGUCUUUAUAUUUCUUUCCUGAGCUCUGUGGCUUCUCACCCUUUCUGAGGCUUUGUCUACAGGGUCACUUCUCCCAAAGGGAGGAUAAGAGUUGAGGUAAUUGAACACUUUACCUCUUAUCUAUAUAUUUCCAAUGAAAGUAAGUUAGGAUUUGAAUGAGCUGGCUCAGAGAGAAUUCUAGUCUCUAAACUACUCCUUUCUCUGUAAAUAUAAAGGGAUUCAUUACCUCAGGGGGAGACAACAUCACUUCUGACCUUAUGGCCCUCCCUUAUCCUCUGGUCCCUGUAUUCUUGAAGCCCUGUUUAUCCUUCCUCCUCCUCUCUUGGCUCUACUUAGCAGUAGCCAGUGUCAGUCUGUGUCCCUCUGAAGAAACUCUUGGAGCUGGUACUGUCCUUUCACUUCAGCUGCUCUGGUAACCGAUAAUGUUUCCUUUCCUUCUCCUGGCCAACCUUCUUUAUAAAUCUCAUUAUGCCAUUGGCCAUGAAUUAUUCCCCUUUGGGAGGCAUCUUCUGCCACUGUGUGCUAAUUUAAAGCAUACUAUAGAGAACUGAACUCAAAUAAGUUAUAGGCAGUGACAAGUCCCUUUUUUAAAAAAGUGAAUAAAGUCCAUUCUUCAUUGAGACAGGAGUGGGUAGGACAAUUAUUAUCGGCAAGGUAGGGCAAAACUUGUGACAACUUGGGAGAUACCUAGUGAAAAUUAAAAUAUAAGUCUAGAGAGAUAAUUUUGCUUUUCAAAACUCCUAUUGGGUCUAGAUAUUCUUGCUCCUGAAAAUGAGAAUAGUUAAUAUUUUAGAGCAAACCCCAUUUCAUUAUACUAUGAGACUUUUUUUAGCUGAUGAAACAAUCUGGUAAACAGCUGGUGGGAGGGUAGGAAGACAGCCAUCCUCUUGAAGGAUGGUCAUGAAUCUCAUUUGGGCCAGUGAAUGGACCAAAAUUCUAGGCAUUUUAGCAAUGAAGUGUUCAUGUCAAUUAUUUUGCCUCCAAAUACCCAUAAAAGGAAAGGGAGGAUCUGAGGAAGGAAAAGAACAGGAAGUCUACAUUGGAGCUUCCCUUUGUGUCACCAAUAAAGCCAGGAGCUGACAUGUGAGGCUCAUGGUUCCCCCUUGGUUACUGGCUUCAAUGAUAGCUUCGGAAAGUAGGGAACCUUGAAAGAGCAAGGACCAAAGAUGAGAUGAGUGAGGAACCUGAAUGUAACCCUAUCUAUGAGGUCCUGAUAUCCACAGGGAGCCUGGCCCCAUGUCAUUCCUGCCCAGGCCCUUCAGACUAUAGCACCCAAGGAGCCCUUGAUCAUCACCCUGGGCAGAGGGAGUGACUCAUCACACCACCCUUACCCAAAGAAUUUAGGCCACCAGGCUGUGACUCCAUCUGUCCCCCUUACAGUAAGAGACUCACAGUCUCUGAAAUCUGACAGGAGAACAGCGUCAGGGGAAAAGGCCUGAGAAUGUGAAUUUGCUGAGCUGUCUGCUCCUCUAUGAUAAGUACAUUACCCAUUUCCAGAGGGGAUUUUUUUUUUUUUCAAAACGAAACAAAACAUGCCUGCCUAAAACUUCAGCCCUAUUCAGAACAGUCUUGCAGUUAACUGUCAUUGUCACAUUUUAAUUAUAAUUGAUUUUCUUUUGAAAUCAAUGGCUAUUUUAAUGCUCCCUUUAGCCAUGACAUAAGAACCCUCUGCAAACCAGAGACCUGGCCACUAGGUUGCCUUUGGCUGUGUUAUUCUCUCAGUAGUUCAUACAUUGCUCUCAGAUAUUCACCUGAACAGCACAACUACACAGAAUUUGACCUCUUUGCCAUGAGCAUUCUGAUGCCUAUGCACCUCCCUAAUGCACACAAUCUUAAUAGAUCCAAAUUUCCAAUGCCAAUCAUGUUAUGGUAGAUGAAAGUGUUCAUUUAGAAUGGGAUAAACAGACAUAAUUUGUGCAGUCAGUGUUUUCUCUUUUGCUCUAUCUGGCUGGUGGAUCAUUGAUCCCUCAAGAUUUGACAGAAAUAUUCAGGCUUCAUGUGAAGGCAGCAUUUUCUUUGUAAUGGAAGAACCUAGUUAUCCUCUUCACUGUCCCGUUUUACCCUAUGGAAUCCAUGUGGCCAUCUAAGGUCCUGUUGAUGGAUUGGUAGUAAGAGGAUGGAGCAGAAGCCAGUCCCCCGAGAACAGACAGUCCUGUUGCUUAGAUACAUGCAUAUUCACACAUGUGCCCACAUCUCUUCUUGGAAACAUCAUGAGCAGAGGUGGAGAGGUCUGUUCUCAAUGGGAGGAAUAGGGAUAAGUUCCUUGAGAAUAGGGAUUCUCAAGGAAUAGGGAUAAAUGCCUUCGGGGAUUCAAUAAUUUAUCUGUUCUCUCUCUCUCUCCUGGGGUCAGGAUCAAGAAAAAUAUCAAGAUUUCACCUAGGCAGGAAGCAAGGAGAAUAGUAAAGCAUCCAGGCAGAACUCUUGCUGAGAAAAACAUGAAGUAGUAAAAUCACCCUUUUUUGACACAAAUGCAUUUGGAAGUCAAUGAGAGCACUUACAGUUCUGUUUCCCUUCAUAAACUUUUCAUCUCUUGCAUUCUUUACUUCUCUUUCUCAAUUUAUUCAUCUUGAGGUAUUCUUAUCCUAAGGUGGCUCUGAGUAGCCCACCCUCAAAACACAAACAAUGUUAGGAUGAGAAGUUGAGUGAGCACAGAGCUCGAACAUGUGCGUGGUACUGAAUGUUUCCAAACCCGAGCCCAAUCAGUCUAGCACAGUCAAUCCCACUGCAUUUUAAUGACUAGGAUGGGGCCUGCUGUACAUAGCUGGACAUCUUGGAUUACAGAAAAGAGGCUUUGUGUGAAGUCAGCAUUUUGUUUGUGAUGGAGAAACCUAGUUAUCCUGCUAACUGUCCUAUUUUACCUGGUGGAAUCCAUAAGGUCCUGUUGAUGCAUUGGUUCUAAGAGAAUGGAGAAGCGUAAGUCAAUCUACCGAGAACAGACAGUCUUGUUGCUUAGAUACAUACAUAUUCUUUAUGUCAGGAUUCCUCCUGAGACUCUUGCACACCUUCAGUGAUCAGGGCAUUCACUUUGGUUAUUUCUUGGUAACAGGCACAAGAAAUGGGUCACAUAGAAAUCUGAAGAGUCAUUUCUUGAGCAUUUUUAGCUUAAUCCCAUGUAAAGACGCACUGAGCUCCUGCAGUUCUAGCCUGCCUCUUCUCCCCUCCUUGGGGAAUGGUGGAGUUUCUAGAGUCACCAGCAACCCGUUAGACUCCACCACGCUUAGCCUAUGGUAGAUUCUGAGUAAAUCACAGUAGUUGGUAUGUGAAUACAGGAGAAUUUACCAUAACCAUUUCUCCAAAUAACCUCCUUUGACUUGGAAAUAGGAUCAUCUUUCAGUUUUACAGAUGAGAAGUCAAACAAAGCAUGACAAAAUUAGAUAAUUAGCCAAAAGUAAGAUUAUACAGAAAAUUCUUGACAGAAUCAAAACUUGGCCGAACCAAAACUUGUCCAAAUUUCUAACUCAGUGAGUAAUGCUGCCUGAAUUGUCUGUCCCCACUGUAGGUUUUCAGUGCUGAAAACCUACAGUCACAAAAAUCUAGGCAGCUGAUUUAGCCAGAUCUUUUCUAUGAAAUUUCCCUUUGCAGACACACACACACACACACUGCACAUACAUCUACAGAGACAAGUCAAAAAGAGCAAGAAGAAAGCAAAAAUUUGAAAAUCAGAAAGGAUAGAGGGGUUUCCACAGUGAAGAAAACUUGGUCAAAUAAAAAUGUUUUCGAAUUCUAUGGGGUAAGAGAUUGUGAAUAAUUUUUUUAUUAUUAAAAAUUUUUUAUGUAGCAUGUAAUCCACACAAAUAAAAAGCUCAAGAAAAAUCUGGGACAGAGGAUUUCUUCCAGAGUGCUACAUGGGAAAAGGGCCUUCAGGAACGCGUGCAGGGGAGUCAUGAUACUCCAAAGGUGUCAGUAGUUUUUGUCAGCCCACAGUGAGCAGGGCAGCCUCGAGGGAGAGCCCCUUACAUCCUCUUCUGGGCACCUCUGUCUAAUUCUUAAAGUUCAAACAUACAAGCCUGAUUCUAGGAUUAAGGCAUGAGUUAGUUCGAACAGAAAAAUAUAAGGCAGUUCACAUACACAAUGAAUUCUUGAAGAAAGAACCAAUAGCCCCCAGACCCAUAAUAAAUCAUUACUGCCUGCCUAAAUCCUGAGGAAAGGGAAGCAUGGGUGCUCCAAAGACUAGUCCCCUGAGAAUACUUAUGAGACCUUGAUUUUGUCACACGGUUGCAAUGGUGAUUUAUUAAGCACCCGCAGAUCAGAGAAUUUUGCAACAACCUUCUCUUGCAACCCACCUGUUCACUUAUGAAUGAUAUCAAGCUCAGGAAAUAAUCCAUCUUUCCAAAGAUUUUAGUUUGUGCUGCAGAAGAAAUUUUGACUCACGUACACAGCAUUAUGCUUAUACCAAAAACAGUGAAAGAGCUCUAGUGUCCUGCUUAACACAGAGUAACUAUUUUUUUUUAAAUUUUAUCAGUCCUUCUUAGCCCUAGAGGGAAGAUAGGAGAGGAGGUAGAAAGAUGGAAAAGUCCUUAGACGAAUGAGUGAGGAGUCUACUAUGCCAUCAACUUCACAAUGUACUGAUCCCCGGAGCCUGGUUCAGGAGGCUGGUUUCAGAUGAUUGGAGGAAAUGGAGGAGCUUUCAUUCUCAUGCAUGAAGAUGGAGGGAGGAGGUGGGCACUAGACUAAUUUUUUAAGCUUAAAAAAAAAAAUCAAGCCUAUUACAAAAUCUCAUUUUUCCUUUGUCCUUUUGCCUCCCAAUAAUUCACAUAAAAUCAUGUUAUCAUAGUAAGCUAAGACAGAGGGGCAGUAGCUAUUCUACCUUGACUUCAUGGUGACUUCAUCUUUUUCACGAGUGUCAUUACAGAUACCUGGAUCAUGAUGAUCCUUAACCACAGGUCACGGGGCCAACAGCUGAUGAGUAUUUGGAGCAUCUUAUUCCCCCAAAAUGACCAUUCCCUGCCUCCUGCUACACCCAUAUUCAUCCGGGGGAGGUGGGAAAAUAGCAGGAUUCUUGAGGACCCUGAGGGCAUGAAUGGAGAAUUGUUUGAUUGAAACCACAGAGCUCUUGUGCUUAGUAUUAAAUAUUAAAAUAGAAACGAAAAGUUCAGCUUUUCUGAGCUGUACGAUAGUGGCCAAUGGAGGAAGUCUUACAAAGAAAAUAUAUGUAUCUGCACAAGACUGAAGCCACUAAACCGAGUAUACAUAAAAUAAGGACAUCUUCCUAUUUCAAGUAUAUCUUAGGGGGCAUGGGUGCUUAGCUAUCCUAUAAGCACCCAUUGCCCCCUAAGAUAUACUUCUGUGUCCUUUAAGACAGAGAAGAUAAACUCAAUUUCAGAGCUCAGAGCUCACUCCUGAGCAGCAAGAUCCACAUGAGCUUAAACUCUUUCCCACUGAGCCUAGGGGUGGAAUGUAAUUCCUCUGAUGGUUUUGAUUUCUUUCCAAGCUAGGAUUCUCCAUUUGAUCAUUGGCACCUUGGCAGCUCACACAACUCCAUGGUCUCUUCUGUAGUUUUCAGAAAAAAAAAAUAUAUGUAUAUACACAAAUAUACAUGCAUAUAUAUACAUAUAUAUACACACACACACACAUACAUAACCCUGUUUGGGUAAGGCCUGUUGACAGAAGUCAGAUAGCUGGGUGGAAGUUAGAAGAUGGGAAAGAAUUCUUAUCUCAGAGUUUCAAUACUGUGACAAUGUGGAGAGAAAUCUCCUGGGAAAAUGCAUAUGCCCAGUAACUUCCAAAUGAAUCAGGGAAGUUGGAGCAUUUUUGAGAUUUACAGUGUCUUUCCUUCAGUAAAACAAACCAUAGCAACAUUAUGCUCUGCAGAGUCUUCUGCUCACCCUUGGAUGGACAAGAGCUGCUUCUCCUAGGGAGACAAAUAAGAACAAGAACAAAACUCCCGUCUCCUAGGCCAGUUAUAAGUGUUUUCUCCUUUCCUUUAUUAUUCUGUUACAUAAUGGGGAAAUCUACCUGGCCAUUACCAAUCAAACAUUCUACUUGCUAAAUAUCAUAUAGAAAUUCGUGAAAAAAAGAGUAGAAUCAGCAGAUUUCAUUUAAUCCCAAGGGUCUUUGCAGUUUUCAUCCUCUCCCUCAAAGUUAUCUCUUCUUUGAGACACUUGAUCACCUCUUUCCUCUUCUGGGUGGCCAUAAUUCCAAAAUGAAUUUCAGUGGUUGGUGCUUCACAAAAAGAAAGACAGCUAUAAUAUAAAAUAGACCAAAAUGCUUAUAUUUUUAGUCACUGCAAAGUGGGCUUUAUCGUUGAGAACAACCUUCCAAGCUCCUUACCUGGAAACCGUUCCUCACCGCCCAGCCUUCUGGCAGCUCUCCUGGUCCCCCUUCAUGUUUUUGGCUCCCCUCCCUUUCUUUUCCUAUGAAAAUGGGAUAUAUCCCUGAAACUGCAUUCUUAUCUAAACUAUCAGACUGUUAAAAGAAACCCUUGAUAGCAAAUUUUCAUGGUUUUCUCAUCAUUUUUUAACUUAGGAAGUUGGAGAAAGAAUGACAAGCAGGCAAAUGAGAUCUUGUUCCCGAGUGCUUCAAUUCAAGGUCAAGUGCUGGGAUAGUGAGUGCCUCUUAGUGGAGAGGGAUGUGCUCUGGAAUAUUAAGCCACCUCUGAACGUGUGCACUGGUGCUUUGGUCGAGAUGCCUGUUGUGUAUGUGGAGGUAUUUUGUGGCUUUUCUUGUUCUCUUUUUAAAUAUUAUUUCAAGGCACAAGCCCUUUGUGAUGGAGGAUGUCUAGCUUGAACAUGCUGGUAAUGUGACACUAUCCUCAACUCCCCUUGGCCCUGGGUUCAUAGGAGGCAAGUGUUUCUAAAUUUCUCACCCAAUGAGUUGUUGCUUGUUAUUUUUAACCAUUAAUAUUGUGUGUCUAUUGGAAUGAAAGAGAAGGCUGAAUGGGAAACAGAUUCAGUGACAAGCAGACAAAAAGCUCGGUUCUGAAAAAUGUUCUUCACUGAGUUGAAAGAAAAAUAAUCUAGAAACAAAGAAGAGGGAAAUUGGGGUAGAAUGGUUUGGUGGUGAAGAGACGAUGACACCCACAUCCAGAUGCUGUGGUGUAUUCCCUCACAGAUUUGUUUGUCAUUCCCUGUGAGCUCUGGCAGAAGGAGAGGCUGUGCUGCCAUUGAUGGCUCAGAAAUGGUGACAGGCUGACUUUAGAAAGAGACGUAGGCUUUCUUCCAGGCAGACACUGAUAAGCAUUGUAGCUUGAUUCUUCAAAACCUUGUCUACAAACCUUUAGGGCAGCUCCUCUCCAAUGAUUUCCAUUCUCCAGUCAAGAAGAUUCUGAGUAGAAGAGCCUUGUGUGCAUUGUGAUUACAUUGACUUAAGUUGGGAAGCCAAGGGGCACUGAGGAGAACUGAAUAUAUCAGGGGAAUGGAGUUAGUCGAACCUUUUUUUUUCAAUAUUGGAAUGAUUCUGGAUCACAGAGUUAGGUCACCUCUGAGAGAGAAAAUCUUUUAAAUAAAAUUAUAUCUUCCCAUCUCCAGUGAAAUCACUAGGUUGGCUAAUAUGAUUACAGUUUACUUCAGGAAGAAAAUUGCUAGAUUCGAUUACAAAUAGGCAUUUUACAGACUGAUUUAAUCCUGAGUCUUACACAUAUUAACAUGGAAUUUACUGACUCAGACAUGAUCUUCUAAGCUAUAAAAUAUUACUGGCGGGUAGUAGAUCAUAUGUUCUAAGCAAACCAGGAAGGCUAAAACGUUAAGUAAUCCUCCCAAAUAUUUAGCACCUGUGUAUUUCACUAUAGCUGUAGGGGAUUUGGGAGUUAGGUCACAGGGGAAAGGAGGGAAAGAGUGCCAUAGAUUAAUGAAACUCAGUAACUUUUUUCUUAACUAUUAAAAAAUAAUAAUUAACCCAAGGACAAUUCUCAAACCAGAAAAAAGCAUGAAAAGUGAGCUCUGCACUUGCCAUUGGUUACAAUUUAGAAACACUUAGAAUAAAUAUCCAGGUUUGGGGGGAGUUGUUUCUUUGCUUGCAUUGUUUUGUUUACUGGAGCUCUUAUUUUGGGGAUAUUUGGUCUGCGGCUUCAGACCAUGUUUUGAAUAAAUGACUUAUCCAUGCAUUGAUAUUUAUUGAGUGGAAACCCAUGCCAGGCUGUUCUUGGUGCUGCAAUAUAAGAAUGAACCACACAAAGUCCAUACCCUCUUGAAGUUUAUAUGUUGAUGAGAGGAAAUGGACAAAAAAGCAAAUCAAUAGAUCUCAUGUCAGACAGUGCAAAGUGUCAUGCAGAAAAAUGAGGCAGAUUAAGGGGAUAGAUGAUAGGAUGGGUGUGGGGUUGCUACUUUUCAGUAAGCAAAGAUGACAUUUAAGUAAAGGUUUGGAGGAAAUGAGGGAGUGAGACUUGGGGCUUUCUAUGCAAAGGCAAAGAGAAAGCAAUUGCAAAGGCCCUGCUGUCAAACCAAAUGCUUGGCAAACUUAAGGAAGUGCCGGGAGGCCAAUGAGGAAGGAGGAGAAUAUGAGAGGUGAGGUCAGAGAGGGGGUAGUAACGCAAGUCAGGUAGGGCCUUGUAGGACACUGUCAGGAUCUGGCUUUUACCAAGAGCAAGAUGAGAAGUUGCUGGAAGGUUCUAGCAUAGAGUGAUAUGAUCUGACUUCAGUUGAAGAGGAAGCUUUGGGACUGCUGUGUUGAGCAUAUACCAUGAGAGGGCAGACAAUGGGAGCGGCUGAAAGACCAGUUAGGAAGCUCUUGCAAUAAUCCUGGUAAGACAUCAUAGUUUCUUGGGACAUGGUAUUAGCAGGGGAAGUGAUAAGCAGCAGUUGGAUUUUGGAAAUGUUUUAAAGAAUCGAUAUCACACAGUUUGCUGAUGAAUUAGACAUUGAAUAAAAGAAAGAAAAAUCUUAAGAAUAACCUUAGAAUGUUUGGCCUGAGCUAUUGAAAGUUUGGAGUUGCCAUCAGUGUAAGACAGGAAUCCUGCAGGUGAGGCCGACUGGGAAGGAAAGCCUUACAGUUUAAGGUGUCUACAGAUGUUCCAAGUAGAAAUGAUGAUUAGGCAAUUAGAUAUAUGGACCUGGAGUUCACGGAAAAGGUAUAGCCUGAAGAUACAUAUUUGGAAUUUGUAUGCAUUUGGAUGGUAUUUGAAGCCAUGAUA